AUGGAAGCAGGAGACAACCAACAACAGAGAGCUUCGGUCGGGAGUAGCAGGGACUUUGAGGAAGCGCCACAAUCACAAACCGACCUACAUGUAGCAUGGACUCUGGAAGAAGCUGCAAGAGCAGAGGCCCUGAAGCUGCGGGGGUUCGAUGAUGAUGAUGUAAACAACACCUGCGAACCCGUGGUGGAACCAGAGGUGGACAUCGAGAAACAAGAAAGUACGAUUGGUAUCAAGGAUGCAGAAGCAGCACGGACAGCUCCUCAAAGACUGGCUUUGGAAGAAGCAUCCAGAGCUGAACUCCUGAAGAUACAAACAUUCGAUGGCGGGGACAACAGCACCAACAACCCUGUGAUCCGCCCAGAGAGGGACAUUGAGAAUCAAGAGCUUUCCGUUCAAAUAAGAGAUAACGAGGUACAAACAGCUCAGCAAAGGACGGCUCUGGAAGAAGCAGCCAGGGCCGAGGCCCUGAAGAUACAAACAUUUCAUGACAAGGGCAACAGCCCCGCAGCAAAAUCCAAGAACCAAGACCAAGCCUUGGCUUUGGAAGAGGCGGCCAGAGCCGAGGCUCUUAAACUACAAACAUUCUUGGAUAGCAACAACAAGACAAAUACCCCGGGGGAAAUUGAUGUGGACGAUUUUUGUCUUGAUAUCGACCACCAGAAAGGACAGCUAUCCAUCAAUUCUGGGGACGCCAAUGUGUCGUCACCGAAUGCAGACAAAGCACUGGCAUUGCUAGAAGCUGCACACGCAGAGGCUCUGAAAAACGAAAGGCUCUUGGACAGCGCGGCAUCAACGACAGGAAAAGCCGGCAUAGUUCUCCAUGGGAGUGAGAAUGCUGGAGAUGGGACCAACUCAGCCACCCUACCAACUCCUGGCAUGGCACGGGCGCGUCCACGUCCUACCAGUCGUCCGGGAGCAAUUGCUGUGAGUGGACCUGGACUUGAAGACCUGUCACCGCCAGUGGAAGGAGGCAAUCAGCUGGAAGAUGUUGAGAGCCCACCACCCCCAAUCAAUGACAGCAAUGAUGAGGGUCUGGUAGAAGCUCAGCGCAUAAACGAAAGUCAACAGUUCCUCUUGCAAGCCAUGCCUGUGAGGGAAAGCAAAAUACUAGACAACAGCAGCAACAACAGGAGCAGGGACAAAAAAACAUUAGCCAUGCUUGGUGGCAUGUUCCUGUUGGUGGUGAUUGUGUCAGUUGUGGUUGUAGUUUUGGUAGUGUCCAAUAAGCCAUCGGACGAGGACACCAACAGCAGCACCACCACGACAAAUAAUGAAACCAUGGCUCCAACUCCUACUCCUUACAUCAUCAAUCUACCUGACUAUACCCUGGAUGUGUUAAACAAGGAUGUUGAUGGGGCAACCCCACAGUAUCAAGCAUACCAAUGGUUGACUGAGGGUCCCAAUCUGGAGAGCUACUCGCAAGAGCGUCUUCUGCAGAGAUUUGCUUUGGCGUGCCUCUAUUACAGCACCAAAGGUGAUGGGUGGUAUAAAGGAGCACAAACUGAAACAGCAAUACCCAGCAACAGCAACAACACUGGUUCUAAUGGAAAUUCUAGCCAACGGCUGUUGCACCUGGACGGAAGAAAUACAGCGAAAAGGUACCAUUAUCCCGAAAGUUAUCUGCGAAAGACGCCCCGAUCCAUGAUUGAAAUAGAAUCUCCAAAACUCCCAGAAGAUAGUCCCGACCCUACUCUAAGUGGUGGACCUUGUGGUGGUGGCCCCCCAGCUGGAGGUCCCCCCGCUGGUGGACCACCAGGAGGAGGACCGCCAGGUGGAGGACCGCCGGGUGGAGGACCGCCAGGAGGAGGACCGCCGGGAGGAGGCCUACCACCCGAUGGCUCUUGUGGACAGGGCGUGUCACCACCUCGACCCAUUUUGGGGCAAUCGACAGGUGGAGGAUCUGCUUGGCUUUCCUACUCUGAUGAUGAGUGCGAUUGGUUCACAGGCAACCCACCUGGCUCGGCUACAUGUGACGAGGAUGGGAUGUAUGUCCGUCUCAACCUCUCAGCAAAUAAUCUGGAAGCGGCUGCUUUACCCCGGGAACUGGCUCUUUUGUCUCAUCUGAAACUGGUGAUAUUACAAAACAAUGACAAACUGGGUGGCACGCUACAUGGUGUUUGGUUUGAAAGCUGGUAUCAAAUCAAUGUCCUGAACAUUGAACAUUCAUCAUUGAGGGGAACUAUUCCACAUGAGAUAGGACUCUGCAACAAUUCGCUCGUCGAGUUGGUACUGAUGAAGAACGAAAUGACAGGGGUUUUGCCAGCAUCCCUCUUCCGCUUGACACGGCUUGACAGUCUGAGGUUGGGGCGCAACCAAUUUUCAGGCAGCCUUCCUGGUAGUAUCAUACCUGGCCUGGAGAGUCUGAGGGAUUUUGUGCUGGAUUCCAGCAACUUUGACGGCAGUAUUCCAACAGAAAUUGGACUGAUGACCAAUUUGAGGAUUUUUUCCACCCAUGAGAAUUCUUUUUCUGGUACAAUCCCAUCUGAAAUAGGACGUUUGACAAACUUGGUGCAUUUAACUUUGGGUGAUGAGUUGGAAGGAAUCAUUCCUAGUGAGCUUGGAUUGUUGCGCCUUGGUGGUUUCAGUGUUCGACACAAUGAACGGCUAUCGGGAACCAUCCCGGAGGAACUGGGGAGUCAAUCGAUUCAACACUUAUAUUUGGAUGGGACAAAUCUGACAGGUGCCAUACCUGACCCAUGGUGCAAUUCAUCCAUUCUGGCUGUUGAUUGCUCGCAGCUUUGUGGCUGUGAUUGUCCCUCUUGUGACCUGAAUGUUGACUUUGCUAUGCUGUACACCUUUUACUUGGACGUACACCAGAGCUCCAGAUCUAGCUAA
Messenger RNA from Seminavis robusta, 2835 nucleotides. Lineage: Eukaryota; Bacillariophyta; Bacillariophyceae; Naviculales; Naviculaceae. The record is from the annotation of a GenBank genome assembly.